CUCCCAUGUUAACUCGUGCUCUCCACACCGGUAGACUAAAGGGACGGCAUGCAGUAGCAUCAAGCGUGCUCCGUCAUUUUCAGGCCAGUUAAAUAACGUGCAUCCAUCCCCCCUGUCGUACAACACAGCGCAGAAAUUUUUUGAUUGCGAGAUUCUGCGACCGUGGAGGACAAUCUUCCGUCCUCUGCUCUGAUAAUUUCCCGUCUCUUAUCUCGCCGCAUUUCCUUUCCACUUUCUCUCCACAAAUCUUAAAGGUGUUGCGAGGUUUUUGAUUCUUAGAAUAUUCAUCGUCUUCCAGAGACCUUGAAGCCUUUUGCAAUCAUGGCAGACACUACGGUAAAGGGCGCCCAUGUGCAAAACGAAGAGCAGCUUGUCACGUCGACGGGGUUUCAUCAGCUAGAGCUAGAAGGCAGUGGCAAAGAUGCCAUCGAACAUGGCACGGGCUUUGAUCAGGAUGAUAUGACGCGCAUGGGAAAAGCGCAAGAGUUCAAGAGAAAUCUCCGACCAUUAGCUGCUCUGAGUUUCGCUUCAGUCCUUCAAGCUACUUGGGAGUUCAUCUUGAUAUCGAAUUACGAAGGCCUUCUUGACGGCGGACUUGCGGGUCUGUUUUGGACAUAUGUUUGGACUUUUGUCGGAUUUGGAUUUAUUAUUGUCUCGCUAUCCGAGAUGGCAUCGAUGGCACCUACGUCUGGCGGACAAUACCACUGGGUGUCGGAGUUUGCGUCGCCGCGGUAUCAGAAGUUCCUCAGUUAUAUCACAGGGUGGAUGUCGGUCCUCGCUUGGCAAGCUGGUGCUGCCUCGGGCUCUUUCCUGACUGGAACCAUCAUCCAGGGUCUCAUCAGUGUGCGUAACCCGGACUACGAGCCUCAAAGGUGGCAAGGUACUCUGUUCGUGUUUGCCAUGAUUGCCAUAAUCUACUUCUUCAACGUCUACGCAGCCAGCUGGAUGCCUCGUAUCCAGAACCUACUCCUUGCACUACACGUUCUCUGUUGGGUCGUAGUCAUCGUCGUCCUCUGGGCCAUGGCGCCUCGCCAGCCCGCAACGGCCGUCUUCACUGAAUUCAGCACCCUAGGGGGUUGGAACAACGUUGGUCUAGCCUUGAUGAUCGGUCAAAUCUCCGCCAUCUACGGGUCGCUCAGCUCUGACGCAACGGCACACAUGUCCGAGGAAGUGCGCGAUGCCGGCCGCUACGUCCCCAUCGCCAUCGCCUGGGGCUACUUCAGCAACGGCCUCAUGGCCCUAGUGCUCAUCAUCACCCUCUUGUUCGCCAUGCCAUCUGUGCAGGCCGCGCUAGACGACCCAACAGGCUUCCCCUUCAUCUACGUCUUCGCGCAAGCCGUCCCCCAGGCCGGCGUAAACGGACUCACAGCCAUCAUCCUCAUCCCCGUCAUCUUCAGCAACAUCCUCUUCAACGCGUCCACGGCGCGCCAGACCUACGCCUUCGCGCGCGACAAAGGCCUCCCCUUCUCCAACUGGAUCUGCACCGUCAACACCCGUCGCAAGCUCCCCGUGAACGCAAUCGGCCUAUCCUGCGUCAUCUCCGGCCUCCUCUCGCUCAUCAACAUCGGGUCCGAGACAGCCUUCAACGCCAUCAUCUCCCUCAACGUCGCGGCGCUCAUGUGGACCUACGCCGUCUCCAUCACGUGCGUCAUGUGGCGCAAGAUCUUCCACCCCGAGACACUCCCCUCGCGACGCUGGAGUCUAGGUCGGCACGGCGUGUGGAUCAACUUCGUGGCGCUCUUGUAUACGCUUUUCGCGCUGUUCUGGUCCUUCUGGCCGACGGAGGUUCCAGUGACGUUGGACAAUUUUAAUUGGAGUGUUGUGUUGUUCGGAGGGGUUUUUAUUAUCAGUUUGGUGAUGUAUGUUGCCGUUGGGAGGAGGGUGUAUGAGGGGCCGGUUGUGGAUGUGAAAAGGGCUGAGUUGGGGGAUUCAGCUGAGGGGGUGAACGAGACGGAUUUGAGAGAUGGGGAGAAGAGUUAAGAUGAAAAUAUGUAUAGAAGGGCUUAAACCCGCUUAGAUCAAAAUCG
Molecule: messenger RNA, 2027 nt
Organism: Aspergillus melleus
Lineage: Eukaryota; Fungi; Ascomycota; Eurotiomycetes; Eurotiales; Aspergillaceae
Product: putative GABA permease
Exons: 5
Coding region: 322-1980 (552 amino acids)
Biological process (GO): transmembrane transport
Cellular component (GO): membrane
Molecular function (GO): transmembrane transporter activity
Source: RefSeq, a predicted model, not a curated record